Molecule: messenger RNA, 1779 nt
Organism: Trifolium pratense (red clover)
Lineage: Eukaryota; Viridiplantae; Streptophyta; Magnoliopsida; Fabales; Fabaceae
Product: serine/threonine-protein kinase STY13-like
Exons: 7
Coding region: 315-1490 (391 amino acids)
Biological process (GO): protein phosphorylation
Cellular component (GO): plasma membrane
Molecular function (GO): ATP binding; protein kinase activity
Source: RefSeq, a predicted model, not a curated record
UGGGUUUUGUUUUGUUUUGUUUUAGUUUUGUUUGUGUGUAAUUUACACCUUCAAAAUCGUUUCUUUACCAAUUCCAGUUUCAUCAUAUAUCAUAAUAUGAUCAAAAUGUGUUGUUAAAAUCUCAAACUUUAUUCAUCAUCAUCAUUAUGAUGAUACCUUCUUCAAUCCCCAUUUUCUCUUUUAUAUCAAAAAUCAAAACUUUUGAUUCCUAAAAAAAAAAAAAAAAAAAAAAAAACUAAAAAGGUAUCCAAAUCCCACUUUUCACGCACCGACCCAUAAAAAAGGUCUAAUUUUGAAGCUGUGAUUUGGUGAAGAUGGAUUUUGAAGGUGAAGGUAUUAGCACACCAAAGAGGGAAAUGGAAGGAGAAGGAGGUGUGAUGAAUUCAAAGAUGAAGGGUGCAGGAAACCAAAGCAGCAAAGAUAUGAUUUUCCGAGCUGAUAAGAUUGAUCUCAAGAGUUUGGAUGCUCAAUUGGAAAAGCACUUAAGUAAGGUUUGGUCAAGAAGUGCCACUUUCAAUGAGUCAAAAAGGCCUAGAGAAGAGUGGGAGAUUGAUUUGGCCAAAUUGGAUUUAAGGUAUAUUGUUGCUCAUGGUGCUUAUGGUACUGUCUAUAGAGGAACCUAUGAUACUCAAGAUGUUGCAGUCAAGGUGUUGGAUUGGGGUGAGGAUGGUGUUGCCACUGCUGCGGAAACUGCUGCGUUACGCGCAUCUUUUAAGCAGGAGGUUGCUGUCUGGCACAAACUCGACCAUCCAAAUGUCACCAAAUUUGUUGGAGCUUCAAUGGGAACUUCGAAUCUUAAGAUUCCUUCGAAAAACUCUUCAACCGACGAUCAAGAAACACUUCCUUCUAGGGCCUGUUGCGUUAUUGUCGAGUUUCUUACUGGUGGAACACUAAAACAAUACUUAAUCAGAAAUAGGCGGAAGAAACUUGCUUAUAGGGUUGUGGUUCAGCUUGCUUUGGACCUCGCCAGAGGUCUUAGCUAUCUACAUUCGAAGAAGAUUGUUCACCGUGAUGUUAAGACGGAGAAUAUGUUGCUAGAUGGUAGCCGGAAUCUAAAGAUAGCUGAUUUUGGAGUUGCUCGUGUUGAAGCUUUGAAUCCAAGUGACAUGACCGGUGAAACUGGAACUCUUGGAUAUAUGGCUCCGGAGGUUUUGGAUGGAAAACCUUACAACAGGACAUGUGAUGUCUAUAGCUUUGGCAUUUGCUUGUGGGAAGUUUAUUGCUGUGAUAUGCCCUAUGCAGAUCUAAGCUUUGCUGACGUGUCUUCUGCUGUCGUCCGUCAGAAUUUACGCCCGGAUAUUCCAAGGUGUUGUCCAAGUGCAUUGGCGAGCAUCAUGCGGAAAUGCUGGGAUGCGAAUCCGAACAAACGUCCAGAAAUGAGCGAUGUGGUGAAAAUGCUAGAAGCACUGGAUACAAGCAAAGGUGGCGGCAUGAUACCUGAAGAUCAGAGUUCAGGUUGCUUUUGUUUUUCACCGGCUCGCGGUCCUUAAUUUUCCAAUUCAAUAGGUGAAGCACAGAAAACUGGCGCAAUCGGUAUUUUAUGGUUUCGCCGGUUUUUUUACAGCUUAACAGUUAACAUUCUUUCCUUCUUGGUGGAGAGAAUGAUUGUAAACAGAAAGGAAGAGAAUUGUUUUUAUGAUUGACAUUGUUUUUUCUUUUCUUUUUCCCUUUCUUGACAAAGGCUGAAUUUAUUGCUUCUUAGAUAUUGUGUUUAGUACUGAAAACUGGUUUUAUUUAUGCAUGAAAAGGGAUUAUAAUUUCUUUCUUUGAGGAGCUAAA